UAUCAACACUGGGGACUCACAUGGAGGGAAAUGUGGACACAACAAACACGCUUAGUAAAUAGUCCAGGCACAUUUAAUGAAAUGAAUCAGAGAUUUCAUGUUAGUCCUAAAACUAAAUAAACCAAGCACACUAUAGUGUCUGUACUGUAUUAUUCAUUAUUUCUUUUAUUUUUUAUUGUGACCUGGAGAGCAGUUAGUGAUGAGCUCUUCACUGGUGGUUCCUGUUAUAGAUGUUCAGAGUAAUAACUUUAAAGAGUUAUGGCCUGCUCUAGUGCUCGCCUUUAAAACCUCCUCCUUUAUCGCCCUGGACACGGAGCUCAGCGGGCUCGGGGCGAGGAAAGCUCUUCUAGCAGAGUCGAUCGAGGAUCGUUAUAAAGCGAUAUGCCACGCCGCGCGCACGCGCUCCAUCCUGUCUCUGGGUCUGGCCUGUUACAGGAAACUCGAUGGCAAAACGGACAGCACGUACCUGACUCAGGUGUACAACCUGACGCUGCUGUGUGCCGAGGAGUACGUCAUCGAACCGCAGUCUGUGCAGUUCCUGGUGCAGCACGGGUUCGACUUCAACAAGCAGUACGCUCAGGGAGUUCCCUACGACAAGGGCAACGACAAGGGCGGAGAACCCCAGGGUGUGACGAUGCGUACGCUGUUCGUGGAGCUCCUGAGAGCCAACAAGCCGCUGGUUCUCCAUAACGGCCUGAUCGACCUGGUGUUUCUGUACCAGAGCUUCUACGCUCAGCUGCCUGAGAGACUCGCGAGCUUCACCGCCGACCUCUCGCAGAUGUUCCCCGCCGGCGUCUACGACACCAAGUACGCCUCCGAGUACCAGCUCCGCCUCACCGCGUCCUACCUGGAGUACGCCUACAAGAAGUGCAAGCUGGACAACAGCAGAUCCAUCGACACCGCUCAGGCCGGACCUCACCUGUUUCUGGAGUUCUGUAAUUACACCGGGCGUGUGCAGAGCUAUGUGGACUACAGACCCUGCGGGGACAGCCACGCCCAGGACGGGCCGCUGAACGUCUGCGUCCAGUUCUCGGCUUACGGAUGGUGCCCCAACGGCUCUCGCUGCCCCAUGUCACAUGACACAGACCUCAUCAUCCGGCAAGAUGAGAAGAGCAAAGAGGACAAGCGGAAGAAAAGGAAGCGCAAGAGAAAGAAGAAAAAGGCUGCAAAGGAGGAGGGGGAGGAGGAAGACGAGGAGGACGACGAGAUGCCGCAGGAUAAGAAGCCUCACACCGAGGACAUGAACGAGGACCCUGAAGAAGAAGACAAAAAUGUUGACGGUAAACACUGCGCACAGGACGGAGAACUGCCGAGCGCCGAAACUCCGGCUGCAGAUCCUGUGAAAGAGGGGAGCGACGCUCCUCAGAGGCCCGAUCCCACGUCUGACGGCAAAAACCGGAAGGUGGAAGCAGGAACGCACAGAGCCGGUUUCGACGCCUUUAUGACCGGAUACAUUUUCGCCUUCGCGAGCCUCAACGCAGACGGAUCGGACUCCUGGAUUCCCGAGUGCGCCAAUAAGCUGUAUCUGAGCGGCAAGAGCGUGCCGCUUCACAUCGCCAAGAGCAGCUUCUCGAAGUCCACGAAGGCUCAUGUGACCAAAAUGGAGCAGGUCUGGAAAGGACAGUUUCCCAAAGCGGAAGAGAUCGUGUAAUGGAAAUUUUGAUUUUUGUGGGAAAUGUGAUUAUUUUUCAUAGUGCCCUCUAGUGGCAUAAUAAAGAAUUUUGAUUUUAUGUAAAACAUGAGAGAAUUAUUCUUUGUUUUAUAUAAUAUUCUAAAAUUUAAAUUUUUGAUUCUCUAGAAAAAAAAAUGUUAUCACAGUUCAUGAAGGAAAUUCUUUCUUGUGAUUAAAAAAACGGUUAUCACAAAAAACAAAUUUUCUUUGUGCGUUCUUGUUUGCUUUGGGAAACUGUGAUUUAAUACUUUUCUAGAGUGCCCUUCAGUGGCAUAAUCAAGAAUUACAAUUUUAUAAUAUUACAUAAAACGGUAAAGAAUAAAUUGCGCAAUGUUUUACAUGAAAUCAGAAUUCUUUAUUGUUCCACUAGAGGGCACUCUAUAACACACUAAAUCGGAGUUUCCCAAAGGAAACGAGAAUGCAUGAAACAUUUUUUUUUGUAAUAAAUGUGAUUUAACAAAUUUUUUAUAUAGUGCCCUCUAGUGGCACAAUAAAGAAC
This is a messenger RNA of Clarias gariepinus (North African catfish), 2171 nucleotides long. RefSeq names its product target of EGR1, exonuclease (gene toe1). Gene Ontology annotation, molecular function: 3'-5'-RNA exonuclease activity; snRNA binding; metal ion binding. Bases 200 to 1651 code for a protein of 483 amino acids. Gene Ontology annotation, biological process: snRNA 3'-end processing. The transcript has 7 exons. NCBI's taxonomy places the organism in Eukaryota, Metazoa, Chordata, Actinopteri, Siluriformes, Clariidae. The record is from RefSeq and is a predicted model, not a curated record. Gene Ontology annotation, cellular component: cytoplasm; Cajal body.